This is a messenger RNA of Sinocyclocheilus grahami, 4833 nucleotides long. RefSeq names its product ankyrin repeat and LEM domain-containing protein 2-like. Bases 313 to 3177 code for a protein of 954 amino acids. Gene Ontology annotation, molecular function: protein phosphatase 2A binding. Gene Ontology annotation, biological process: negative regulation of phosphorylation. The transcript is spliced from 14 exons. Gene Ontology annotation, cellular component: endoplasmic reticulum. The record is from RefSeq and is a predicted model, not a curated record. Lineage: Eukaryota; Metazoa; Chordata; Actinopteri; Cypriniformes; Cyprinidae.
GUAAACAAUGCGACCCUUCCAGAGCGUCCGCUCGUGUAAACGUUUAAUAAGUCCCUCAUGCACAUCUGCGCGUUUACAUCACGCACGGCAUCACUGUUCAGCUGAUAGAUGAUGCAUGCUUGCCUCACGGGAUGAGAUUUAAAGGAGUGUAGCUCAAGCGCGACCGGUGGCACGAUCUGUGCAGCCCCACUUCAUGUCGCAGGUUUUUGAUCCUUAACAAUGCAAAGGCGCUUGAUGCUGUCAGUUUAACUGCCGCCAUGACGUCAUGCCGUGGUUCAUCAACGGAACGGAAGUAGCCGUAGCAGCAGAAGCAUGGACGCUGUCCUGAGCAGGUUGAAAGGUCUCACUGCUGAUCAGUUGAGGGAGGAGAUCAUUAAAGCCAACUUGAAAUGUGGCCCCAUCACUGCCACGACAAGAGCCAUAUUUGAGCGUAAGCUCGCCAGGACUCUGGUGGAGAAUGCUGGACUUACUGAGCCCAACAACAGCGGUGGUAAUAGUGCCUCGUUGAACAGCUCUGGUAGUGAAGUGCCACCCAGUGCCACAUCAGCAACCUCAGAUUCGGUCACAGGCGAGGAUGGGGAUUUUGGGUACGGCAUGGGCCUUAACCCACCUGAGGAGGAGGCUCUGAGUGGAACGGUGUGCCCGUGUAAUGUGGAGAAUUCACAGUCGGAGACACAGACACCCUCUAAAACUGCACAGGUGUCGCCCACCUUUUUCUACGGAGUGUGUCCGUUGUGGGAGGAUGUACUUGCUAGGAAUGAGAGAGCCCAUGUGUACACAGAAAAGAAAGAGGCUUUGCAGGCUGUUAAAAUGAUGAAGGGGGCUCGGUUUAAAGCUUUCUCCAAUCGUGAGGAUGCUGAAAAGUUUGCCAAAGGCAUAUGUGACUACUAUCCUUCGCCUAGUAAAAGCACUCCCUGUGUUUCUCCUGUCAAACCUGGCCUGGUGUUUAGCAAAGACCACCCGUCUAUGAUGGAGGCAGACACAAUCAACAGGGAGAAGGCAAACAGUUUUAAGAGCCCUCGGACUCAAGAUUUGACGGCCAAACUAAGGAAGGCUGUGGAGAAGGGAGAUGAGAUGGCCUUUACUGAGCUGGUCUGGAGUAACCCUCGUUACCUCAUCGGGUCAGGGGACAACCCUACUGUAGUCCAGGAGGGCUGCAGGUAUAAUGUGAUGCAUGUGGCUGCUAAGGAGAACCAGGCAGGCAUUGUUCAGAUCCAGCUGGACACUCUUGAGAACCCAGAUUUCAUGCGGCUUAUGUACCCAGAUGACCAGGAGAGCAUGCUGCAGAAACGCAUCCGGUAUAUCGUAGACUUGUACCUCAAUACGCCAGAUAAAGCUGGAUUUGAGACACCUCUCCACUUUGCAUGUAAGUUUGGCUGUCCAGAGGUGGUGAACAUACUCUGUUCUCAUCCAGACAUCGACAAGAACUGCAAGAACAAGUACAACCAGAAACCCUCUGAGGUCAUUUGUGAUAGAAUGAAAGAAAAGGGUAAAGUUCAGGAGGUCAAACGGAAGAUAAAUGAAUAUUUAGAAGAUCGAUUGUACAUCCCCUUAUUGAGAGCCACCGAUAACUCCUCCCAGCCUGUGAUUGGUGCACCUUGGUCCCCUGAGCCAAUGGAAAACCAGUCACUACGGUUACCCAGAAGCCCAAAGGAUCCAGUUAUGGCAGUCCGGGCCUUUGCUGGACCUUUAAAUCCAUCUAAAGCGGAUGAGUUCAGACGAGCAUGGAAGACUCCUCCCAGAGAACGGGCAGACCAUUUCCACAACAUCCUGAAGUCUGACCCAGACCGUGGAGCUGAAAGAGUUGGCAGAGAUCUGGCCCAUGAGCUCGGUCACGCUUGGGCAGAGUACUGGGAUUUCCUGGAUAGUUUUCUGGACCUGCAGUCAACCGAAGGCCUGAAAAUGCUUGAAGAAUACCUUAGUAAAAAAGACUUCAGGGAGGCUGGAGAAAAUGAAACCAGAAACCGGUUUAAAACCCCAUCUCCAGGCAAACUGAAGAAGUUCUGUAACUCCAUCUCCGUGGGGGCAUUUUUGGAUGAGGGUGAUGAUAUCAGCCUGGAGGAGAUCAAGAACAGGCAGAACGCUGCCCUCACAAGUAUUUCUUCUGUGUGCUCCAAAGAUGGCCUGCAGGGGGCGGUAGGGGGGCUUGAGUUUCACAUCCUACCAGUUUCCCACAGCGCUGACCUCAUAGAGGUGGCUGCGGAGCAGGAUCUACUGCUCUCCAGCAGUAAAAAUGGCCUGUGUGAGCAGGGCCCCGGGGACAGGACUCCAAACGGGGACAAAAUGUCCCCUCGCAUCUGCAGUUCAUCAAAUUCCUGCAUUUUGUCGCCAAUCUCAAACCUAAUGGCUCAGUUUGAGAGGAUGUCUCUGCUGGAUGAGCCAGACAGGACAAACAGGGAGAGAAGAAGAAGUGGAGGGAAACGUCACAGAGACGCUCAGGCCACAGAGCUCACCUCCGGACUGGGCCGCCUCUCGUUGUCCUCGGAAGAUGACUCUGUGUUUGAUAAAGACAGGACGUCAGUGUUACGAGCAGCAGAGAAUGAUGGAUUGCAGAGAAAAAUUGAAGUAGAUGCGAGAUCCAGUGCAAGUUCAGACGAGUACUUUCUGGCCAAUGAGAGGUUAGAAUCUAUGAACCAACGAACUGUAGAGACUCCAGGAGGCGAGCGCACAAUCUGUGCCAGAUCAAAGUCCUGGGAUCAUGGGGGAAGAGACCUCAGCUCCUCAGGGUCUUCCAGCUCCUACAGAUCACUUGACAGUUCUCAGGACUUCAUACUGCGGACUCCUCCUAGAGUGACGAAAAGACUCUUCAUUGAAGGGGAUUCGCCCACCAAGUUGGACCGAGAGGUUUUGUUGGCUUUAGGUGGCACAGACAUUGACCCUCUGAAGUAUCCCAGCAUUGACAAAUGGAAGAGCACAAUUCAGGCAUACUCCCACUUAGAAAUGCAAAGCUGGCAGACUCCUGCAGUGAUCAAGAGCCAUUUCAGGGCUCACUCAGUCACCCCUGGCUCUCCAGUGAGCGGUUUGAUGUCCCCCGCGAGCCGCUUCAGCCCAGCUCGUCACAUGUGCUCACCGGACAUCUGCAGCCCCGGACGCUACAGCCCCGCUCAUUCAAACUACAGUCCUGUGAGCUACAUCCAGCGUAUCCGACUUAAACAUUUUGGUGACGCCCCCAUUUAACAAACGCUGUCCAUCCCAUCCAGCCCGUCGCCAAGGAGCACAGUGUCAUAACGGAAGCCAUGAAAUGCUCAAAUCGGGCUCCUAGUGCCGUGCAAACGGCAGAUAUAUAUAUAUAUAUAUUCGGCACUUCUGUGUAUGACACCAAGUGUGUUGAUCUGUGAUGGUCGUAUAGACUUUUUUCUAACCUUUCUGUUUUGUUCUUUCUUAUCUAUGUGUGUGUGUGUGUGUGUGUGUGUAUGCUUGGGAGAUUUAUCUGUGGAUUUACAAAACGGUGUCUUUAAUGGAAAUUAACAGUUUCCCACUUAACGCAGUCAUUUAAAUUGGGGGAAAAAAGAUGUCAGCAUAUAAACCCAGAUCUAAAUUAAAUAACGUAGUAGUAAAUUAUUGAAUUAUUUUUGCUAGUUAACUGAGUAGCACAAAACGCUCAUUUUAAUGGUUUUUAAUGUAAAAAAAAAGAAAGAAGUCAACUGACUGCCAGAAGUUAUUUUUAUUCUUUAAUUGGAGAACUGCCUUAAAUUUCUAAAAGAAAAUACCAACUUCUGAAUCUCAAAAGCAGGUGUUUAUUCAUGCUUUGUUAAUAGCAGCCUUAGGUGUUGGGGGAAAAAAGCAAGAGUUCUAUGUGAGAAUAUUCCCCUUUUUCAUUUUUAAGUUCAAUAAAUGUGAUUUAUCAUUUCUAAGUAUGCAUUUGUUUGCACUUUGAAUUCUUUUUGGAGUUUGACACAGUUCACCGUGAACAACAGAUGAGACUCGGUUUGUCGGAAAGACAUGAAUCUGCAUAGUUUGAGCCAUGCCACAUUCAAGCUAAUGCAAAUUUGAUGAUGGCAAGUCAGUCUUGUUACGUUAAUGUCAUGAUAGCUGUAAGACUUAAUGAUUGUGGAUCCGGAGUGUUGUAAGUGCACUUUAAAUGUGUUCAGAAAAAAUCAUUGUCCUUCAUCCCAUCAUAAAUAGCCAAUAUUUCAGUCUCACCGCUAGAUCAUGUCAAUGCGAUUCUCACUGGCUUCUGAAAUGGAUCCAUCUGCCAGAUUCUCCCCAUUUGUUUUGGAAUCUAAGCUACUUGACUAGAAGCAGAAAAGCUCCAGGUAGCUCAGUUUUAUGUGAUGAAUAUCUCAAGGAAUCGAGUCCAGAACAUCCUCUGUGGUACUUUCAGAUCAUGUGAUCUAUUUCUUUGGUGCCCAUCAUUCUCAGUGUAGUGCUGGCCUGUUGAUCUUUGCUUUGUAAAGCUUUAGUGCCUUUGAUUAUGAUCUGUUUGGAAGGGCCUGUGGCUCCUCCUCAGUGUAUGACAGAUGCACUGACCACAUACAAGCUGAAUAGACCUUUUUUUCUGUUUCCUAGUGUAAAAUGGAGUACAGUAGCAUUGGCAUAUGCAGUGUCUGAAUACCUCUUAAAUACGAUUGCAAGAGAAGAAAAAAAGGUUUACAGUUUGUUAUUGCUAGUGUUGUAUCAAUGCCAGCCUUACUUUUUGUUAAAUGAUGCUUUGUAGUGCCAACACUGGUGAAUGAGUUGUAGUUUAUUGUUGAGAAUUUACUUUUGUUGUCCAGGCCUUUACGUUGCAUGCAUUUCUAGUCCUAUUUUAUUACAGUACGCAUUAAAGGAAAGUAUUUGAUGUUCCAUUGACGAACGAUAAAUAAAGUGCACAGUCUUGUAACUUUACUGACU